GAUCCACGCACAUGCGCGUUGAAAACGGAACCAGCAUGUGUCCAAAGAUAAACAAAUAAUUUGACAGGAAGGUGCCUUUCUGACAGUUUUUAAAAUAACGAAAACUUGAUUUAGAGCUAACUGGUUGGUAAAUUUACACCAAAAAUGAGUACAACUAAAUUUAUAGGAUUUUCUAGACUCACAAAACAGUGCUGGCAUUUCACAGCAAAUGUAAUGGCAAAAAGAAAAUUGCAUCAGUUUAUAACAACAAAUUUAACUUCAAAACUGUAUCAAGUUCAAGAAUAUCAAGGACGACAAUGUGUAAAACCUAUUCAACAGAUAAGAAGCUUUUCAAGGUCUAAAUGUUUACCAUCAGAGUCAACUGGUGGAACAAGUAGUUUGCCAGAAAAACAAGAAGUAAAAAAAUUUUUAGCUUACACUUGCAAAGUGUGUAACACAAGGAAUAGUCACAUGUUUUCAAAGUUAGCAUAUGAAAAGGGAAUUGUUAUUGUCACUUGUGAAGGAUGCAAGAACAAACAUCUAAUAGCAGACAACCUUGGAUGGUUUAAACAUGUUGAGAAAAGAAACAUUGAAGAAAUUCUAGCAGAAAGAGGAGAGGAGGCUCGGUAUAUUCUAAAUGACAGUGAUGAUAUUGAACUAAUUUUGAAGAAUACACCAAAAACAGAUGAAACUACAUAAACAGUCGGUGUCAGUGUUUGAUAGCAUAUACUUCUAAAAAAGGUUGAUUAUUUAAAACACAGUGUAUAAACAAAAUCAACGUACCUGUCUUGCAAGAUUCUACCAUUCUUGUGAUUAAAAGCACAUGCUAUGUACGAUCACUGUACCUCUCUUGGGAGAUAAUAUUACUUGUGUCUUUCUUGCAAUAACAAAAGUAAAUUUGUUUAUAUGCUGUGCAAUAUAAGGCAGAAGAUCUUUUUGAGACUAACCUUUUAAAUGGUGUACAGUUACACACUGCAUUUUUGAGAGGCAUUAAAAUGAGUUGAUAAAUAGCAAAAUUACUACUUAGGUGAUAACGUUCAACUAAUAUUUUAUGCAAAACGUUGUGGAUAUUUUAAAAGAUUCUAUACAAAAUAUUAAAAUCUGAUUUAUUAUGAUAAUGAUAAUAAAUAGAUAAUGUACAAAGGGUCUUUUAGUUAUAAUUUGUGCUCACUUACUGUGUCUGACAUAAUUUGCACAAUUACAGGUAGCUAAGUAUUUCUUCCACAAGUAAGCUGGAAAGUCACAAAGUUCUCUUACUUGAAUAUUUCUCUCUUCUAUUCUUUUCCCAGACAAAAACAAUUUGAUUAUAAGCUAGAAACAGUCUUUGAAAGGAGUUGUGAAUCUGUUAAAAUAUUAGUAAAUAUUCAAUGUUAUCUCAUGAGAAAAAAGGUUGAAUUGAAUUUA
Ruditapes philippinarum (Manila clam) is the source of this 1383-nucleotide messenger RNA. RefSeq names its product DNL-type zinc finger protein-like. Gene Ontology annotation, cellular component: mitochondrion. Gene Ontology annotation, molecular function: zinc ion binding; protein-folding chaperone binding. The transcript has 2 exons. The record is from RefSeq and is a predicted model, not a curated record. Gene Ontology annotation, biological process: protein folding; protein stabilization; protein import into mitochondrial matrix. Lineage: Eukaryota; Metazoa; Mollusca; Bivalvia; Venerida; Veneridae. The coding region runs from base 145 to 678 and encodes 177 amino acids.